AAAUUUGAAUUGAACAUGUUUAUGCUUUGAUUUUCGAGCUUUUCGGCGCAAUGUGAAUGUUGCUCUAAAGUUAAUUAUUAACGAAAAUGGACGAAUUUAUGCAAAAUUCAAGUUUAUUUGAAGAUAUUUACAGUCAAUAUGAUGAGAAGAAUGACUUUGACAAGUGUGUCGAGAAAUAUCAAAAUGAUUUGUCAUCAAAUACGAAUAAAACAAAAGUAACUUUGGCGCAAGAUAAUCUAAAACAAAGCAAUUGUGAAACAAACGUUGCACCUCCGGCUAAAAUAAUACCGGUUUUCGGUAAAAAGCGAAAUAAACCCAAUGAUGAAAAGAAGACAAAAAAGUUUAUCGUACCGACGAAAAUUAACGUCGAUACGCAAAAGGAAAAUGGUUCUGACAAAACCGAAAAUGAAGAUUUAAAACAGGACGCCCAAAAUAUUAUUGAAACUACUGAAAUAUUCACAAAUUCUCAAAAAUCUUUAAAGGAUAUUAAUUUUGAUGCCACUCCUAUACCAUCAUUCGAUCAAACAGAUACAAAUAAUGAUGCAAAACCUACAAAGAUAUGGAUGUGA
Cydia amplana is the source of this 569-nucleotide messenger RNA. RefSeq lists its product as uncharacterized. The transcript is spliced from 3 exons. Bases 87 to 569 code for a protein of 160 amino acids. NCBI's taxonomy places the organism in Eukaryota, Metazoa, Arthropoda, Insecta, Lepidoptera, Tortricidae. The record is from RefSeq and is a predicted model, not a curated record.